AUGGCUGGUCGUGGGCUUGAUAUUAUCCUUCGUGGUAAUGCAAAAUUUAUGGUAAAGUUGAAGUUACAUGAGAUGUUGAUGCCAAGCAACCUCUCGACAGUGGCUUGGAGUGUCCACCGGACGUCAAGUGCCGAGCCGGGCCCUCGUGACAGCCACAACGCGUGCAUCGUGGGCCACUGCAUGGAAACCAAGUACCCGCUAGUUUUGAGGCUUUGGUGGGGUGCUUUCUUCCUCUUUUCUUGUUAUUGCCUUGUUGUGGACUUCUUAUCUUACAAAAAGUACCACCCUUUAUCAGUUUAUCAGUUUUGGGCAUCUGAUAUUGCUUCGUUGAUCAUGGGAUUCAUCUUAUCUUGCAUUGGAUAUCUAGGCAAGAAAAAUGAUGAAAUAACUGCUCUGCAAGAACCCCUUUUGAUUGCUGGUGAUGCUUUUGGUAUUAGCAAGUCCACUGUGAAAGCGGAAGAAACCGUGACCCCUUAUGCCAAUGCCGGGAUUUUCAGCCUUAUUACAUUUUCUUGGUUGAGUCCCUUAAUAGCCCUUGCGAAGAACAAGAAAACGCUAAACCUUGAAGAUGUUCCUCAACUUGCGAGUUGUGACAGUGUUAGGGAGGUUUUUCCAAUUUUAAACAAUAAAUUGGAGACUUAUUCAAGACAAAGUAACAAUAAAGUCACUGCAAUGAUGCUCGCAAAAGCAUUGCUUAUUACAACAUGGAGGGAAGUUGCACUGUGUGGAUGCCUUCAACUUGUGCACACGGUUGCUUCAUAUGCUGGUCCAUACUUCAUUGACAACUUUGUUCAAUACUUAAGUGGACAUCACACGUACAAUAAUGAAGGCUAUGUAUUAGCUACAAUCUUCUUUGUUUCGAAGUUGUUCGAGUGCCUGGCACUAAGGCAUUGGAUAUUCAAGGUGCAGCAGACUGCUUACAGGGUGAAGGCAGCACUUGUUGCGAAAAUCUACAACAAGGGGUUGAAGAUUUCAAACAAAUCGAAGAAAGACCAUGCAUUUGGGGAAAUCAUAAACCUUAUCUCAGCUGAUGCUGAAACGAUCUGUAAUGUUGGUUGGGUCAUGCAUGAACCGUGGAUGUUUGUCGUACAAGUUGCCCUUGCAUUGGUGAUCUUGUAUAAAGACCUUGGUCUUGCUUUUGUGGCCGCACUUGUUAGCACAUUUUUGGUGAUGUUAGCCAAUUUUCCCGUGGGAUGGUUAGAGGAGAAAUAUCAGGAAGGGCUGAUGAAAUCCAAGGAUGCAAGGACAAAGACGACUUUUGAGGUCUUGAGGAACAUGAGGAUUCUGAAACUUCAAGCUUGGGAGUUGAGGUUUCUCAAUAAGAUCUUUCAGUUAAGGAACAUUGAGACAGAAUGGUUGAAGAAAUACCUUUAUACUCGAGCCCUUGGCUCGUUUGUUUUCUCUGCUGCUCCUAUAUUUGUGUCUGUUGUCACAUUUGGUACUUGUAUGCUUCUGGGCAACCCACUUACUUCUGGAAAGAUUCUGUCUGCAAUAGCAACUUUUAAAAUUCUUCAAGAGCCUAUUGUUAAUCUCCCAGACGUGAUAUCUACAAUGGUUCAGUCUAAAGAAUGCAUUAUGGGCCUUUUGAAUUCCAAAACUGUUGUGUAUGUCACACAUCAAAUGGACUUUCUUCCAUCAGCAGACCUCAUUCUAGUUAUGAAAGAUGGAGAAAUUAAACAGGCUGGAAAGUAUAAUGAUAUUCUAAAGCUUGGAAGUGAUUUCAUGGAGCUUGUUGGCGCACAUGAGGAGGCUUUACAAGCCUUUGAUUCUGUUGAUGGCAAGGAAAGGAGCUCCAUGGAUGCUAACACAAAACAGGAUUCUUUGAAGGAUAUAAUUGAUGAAGGAGACCAGGAUGCAGGAACGUUAGAACAACUUGUCCAAGAAGAAGAAAGAGAGACAGGGAGUGUUACCUUAUCAGUUUACUGGAAAUACCUCACAACAGCAUAUGGAGGACUUCUUGUACCAAUCUUAUUACUUGCACAAAUUUUUGUUGAAAUUCUCCAAAUUGGAAGCAAUUAUUGGAUUGCUUGGGCGACGCCUGUCUCAAAGGACUUGACACCUCGGGUUGAUGGCUCUAAGCUUAUCCUUGUUUAUGUUGCUUUAUGUGUUGGAAGCUCCAUUUGUCUUUUGGCAAAAUCCUUGCCUGUCCUUGCGAUUGGUUACACUACGGCAAAGAUAUUCUUUAACAAUAUGCAUCGGUGCAUAUUUCAAGCUCCAAUGUCCUUUUUUGAUGCCACCCCCAGUGGGAGAAUUCUAAGCAGAGCUUCUACGGAUCAAAGUACACUUGACAAAGCUAUGUCAAACCUGCUUUCUAUAUUUUCUUCCACCAUAAUACAGCUUUCUGGGGUCAUCAUUGUCAUUUCGCAAGUUGCAUGGCCUGUCAUCCUCAUCUUCAUUCCCUUGACCGCACUUUGCAUAUGGCUGCAGAGGUAUUACAUUGUUUCAUCAAGAGAGCUCACCAGACUAUGUGGGGUGUGUGAAGCUCCUGUGAUACAACACUUCUCAGAGACCAUUUCUGGAUCAACCAUGAUUAGAUGUUUCAAUCAGGAACCAAGAUUCCGUGACCUAAACAUGAGGCUAAUAGAUGCGAAUACCAGGCCAAACUUCAACGUUGCUUGUGCCAUGCAGUGGCUAUGCCUCCGUUCGGAUCUGUUGACCCUUGCGACAUAUGCCUUCUUACUCGUGUUCGUGAUUCUAAUUCCUAAAGGAACAAUUGACCCAAGUAUUGCUGGGUUAGCAGUCACUUAUGGACUGAGUUUAAACUCUCUGCAACAAUGGCUUGUUUGGAAUCUUUGCAUCAUUGAAAAUAGGAUCAUAUCUGUUGAAAGAAUCCUUCAGUACACUUCCAUCCCAUCUGAACCUCCUCUUGUUGUGGAGUCAAACAGACCAGACAGUCACUGGCCGACGCAGGGUGAAGUUUCUAUCAACGAACUUCAGGUUCGAUAUGCUCCUCACCUACCCCUUGUGUUACGCGGCCUUACAUGUACUUUUCUUGGGGCCAAGAGAACUGGAAUUGUGGGGAGAACAGGAAGCGGCAAGUCCACUCUUAUUCAGGCACUCUUCCGGAUAGUUGAACCUGCCGCUGGACAGAUAUCAAUAGACGGUGUCAAUAUCUUGUCCAUAGGAUUGCAUGAUCUACGGUCCAGAUUAAGUAUCAUCCCACAAGAUCCAACCAUGUUUGAAGGCACCAUUCGAAGUAACCUUGAUCCCCUCGAGGAGCACACUGAUGAACAGAUAUGGGAGGCUCUCGACAAAUGCCAGCUCGGUGAUGAGGUCCGGAACAAGCCCGAGAAGCUCUAUUCUCAAGUGUCUGAAAAUGGUGAGAAUUGGAGUGUUGGAGAAAGGCAACUAGUGUGUCUGGGGCGUGUGUUGUUAAAGAAGAGCAAGGUACUGGUGCUGGACGAGGCAACAGCAUCAGUCGACACAGCGACCGAUAACCUCAUUCAACAGACACUGAAGCAGCAUUUCAGAGACUCAACCGUAAUAACAAUUGCUCACAGGAUAACAUCCGUGAUUGAGAGUGACAUGGUGUUAGUAUUAGCCGACGGGCUUCUUGCAGAGUAUGAUACACCGGACAAGUUGCUGGCGGAUAAAACAUCCUUGUUCUCGAAGCUGGUUGCAGAAUACACCAUGCGGUCAAGUUCAAGCUUUUGA
Messenger RNA from Striga hermonthica, 3654 nucleotides. Lineage: Eukaryota; Viridiplantae; Streptophyta; Magnoliopsida; Lamiales; Orobanchaceae. The record is from the annotation of a GenBank genome assembly.